Molecule: messenger RNA, 3699 nt
Organism: Nyctereutes procyonoides (raccoon dog)
Lineage: Eukaryota; Metazoa; Chordata; Mammalia; Carnivora; Canidae
Gene: RPGRIP1
Product: RPGR interacting protein 1
Exons: 25
Coding region: 1-3699 (1232 amino acids)
Biological process (GO): non-motile cilium assembly; retinal rod cell development
Cellular component (GO): photoreceptor connecting cilium
Molecular function (GO): thromboxane A2 receptor binding
Source: RefSeq, a predicted model, not a curated record
AUGGAUCUGAGAAAUACGAAGAAGGUCAGAUCAUGGAGGGCUUGGUCAGCCAUGAGACAUAUACUGAUACCUGUGAUGGUACCAGUGUCAAAAGGUAAGAAUAUGAAAGCUCAACCACCCUUGAGCAGAAUGAGCCGGGAAGAAUUGGAGGACAGCUUGUUUCGUCUUCGUGAAGAGCACAUGUUGGUGAAGGAGCUUUCUUGGAAGCAACAGGAUGAGAUCAAAAGGGCGAGGACCGCGCUGCUCCGGCUGACGGCUGCGCACCGGGACCCCAGGGCCCCCGGGGACCCCAGGGACCCCAGCACCCCGGGGGCAGAGGCAGAGAAGCCUGCGAGGCGGCGGCAGGUGCAGCGCCCAGCGGGCUCCCCGGCUCCGCCCAGCCGCCUGCCCCGGGCCCGCGGGGUGCACCGUGGGCUGCGCUCUGUGCGGGGGCCCGACCGAGGCCAGAGGGAGCCCAGGGGCCGGCCGAGCUACACAGCCCCUCCUACAUUCAGGGACCAGGCAACAAGUGAGAAGACCGGAGGUGAAAUACCCAGUGAGCCCAAUACUCUGCUAGUGGAAGAGCCACCCAAAUCUCUGGAGAAAAUGUGGUCGAAAGGUGAAGAGUUUGAGCAGAGAAGCUCUUUGGAGUGUGCGCAGAAGGCCGCAGAGCUGCGAGCUUCCAUUAAGGAGAAUAUAGAGCUGAUUCGGCUUAAGAAGCUCUUACAUGAAAGGAAUACUUCAUUAGUAGCAACAAAAGCACAGUUAACAGAAGUUCAAGAGGCAUAUGAAACUCUGCUCCAGAAGAAUCAGGGAAUCCUGAGUGCUGCCCAUGAUGCCCUCGUUGGGCAAGUCAGUGAGCUCAGGGCAGAACUGAAGGAAGAGAGCAAGAAGGCUGUGAGCUUGAAGAGCCAACUGGAAGAUGUGUCCAUCCUGCAGAUAACACUGAAGGAGUUUCAGGAGAGAGUUGAAGAUUUGGAAAAAGAACGAAAAUUGCUGAAUGACAAUUAUGACAAACUCUUAGAAAACAUGCUGGCCAGCAGUAAUCAGCCUCACUGGAGAAGUGAGCUCGUGGGGGAACAGCUACGGCAGAAAGUCUCCCAGUUGCAGGACCAGCUGGACGCUGAGCUGGAGGAGAAGACAAACAUCUUACUUCAACUGUCCAGAGAGAAAGCCCAGAGUCAGGGCCUGCGGCUCGAGGUUGCCAGCCUGCGCGGGGAGCAGGCGCGGGAAGCAGAGCUCGCGCCCUCGGGGGACAGGCUGUGCCGCGGUCCCCACGGGCUGGCCGGGGUCCAGGACGCAGACCUGGCCGAGCCCCGGGAUCCAGGGGACCAGGGGGACAAGACGCUGGCGCAGGUGGUAAGUGAGCUGCAGGCGUCGCAGGCCGAGACGGCGCUGGAGCUGGAGAAGGCCAGGGACAUGCUGGCCCUGCAGCGCGCCAUCAACGUGUGUUACCAGGAGGAACUGGAAGCAGUGAUGACGAAAGCAGACAAUGACAGUAAGGAUCACACAGAGACACUGCAGAGGCUGACUCGCCUCCUGGACCUCAAGAGCCACCGCAUCCGUCAGCUGGAAGAACAGCUCAAAGAUGUGGUUUAUGGCACUCGACAGUUGUCAUUAUGUCUGGAAACACGGCCAGCUCAUGGAGAUGAGGAUAACGUGGACAUUUCUCUACUGCAUAAGAGUGAGAAUCUUUUUGAACUGCACAUCCACCAGGCCUUCCUGACAUCUGCUGCCCUGGCUCAGGCUGGAGACACUCAACCUACCACUUUCUGCACCUAUUACUUCUAUGACUUUGAAACCCACUGUACCCCACUGGCUGUGGGGCCACAGCCCCUCUAUGAUUUCACCUCCCAGUAUGUAGUGGAAACGGAUUCCCUUUUUUUGAACUACCUUCACGGGGCUUCAGCUCGGCUUGAUCUACAUCAAGCUGUAGCCAGUGAGCACCACACCCUUGCAGCUGGCUGGAUUUGCUUUGAGAGGGUGCUGGAGACUGUGGAGAGGGUCCAUGGCUCUACCACACUUACUGGAGCUGGUGGAGAAGAUUUCGGGGUGUUAGAAUACUGGAUGAGGCUGCGCUUCCCCGUAGGAUCCAGCCUACAAGCUUCCAAUAAGCGAAAGAAAGCUCAGGCCUAUCUGUCAGCCAAUGUGCCUGGAGCUCGGGAGGCCCAGGAGGAUAAGUCCAGAUUGGAGACUUGGAAGCAUCAGAAUGAGCUGCGGGUGGAAAUCAUCAGAUGCCACGGCCUCCGGAGUCGACGGCUGGGAACUCAGCCCAGUCCAUACGUCAUGUACCGCUUCUUCACCUUUUCUGACCACGACACUGCCAUCAUUCCAGCCAGUAACAAUCCCUACUUUAGAGACCAGGCUCGAUUCCCAGUGCUUGUGACCUCUGACCUGGAUAAAUAUCUGAGGCGGGAGGCCCUGUCUGUGUAUGUUUUUGAUGACGAAGACUCAGAGCCUGGCUCGUACCUUGGCCGAGUCCAAGUGCCCUUGCUUCCUCUUGCACAAAACAAAUCCAUUAAAGGUGAUUUUAACCUCACUGACCCUGCGGGGAACCCCAAUGGAUUUGUUGAGGCACAACUGGACUGGAAGUCUUUCUACCAGCCCCCAGAGAGCUUCUUGAAACCAGAAGCUCAGCCUGAGGAGAACAGCACCAAGGAUAGUUUAGAGAGCUCAUCUAAAGAGGACCAGAUGGCAUUUGCUGAGAUUCCCACCGAAGCUGGCCAGUAUCAAGCUAAGCAAAAACCUCCACAGGUGGGAGAAAGAAAGGAAAGGGAACAUCAGGUUGCAAGCUACUCAAGAAGAAAACAUGGCAAAAGAACAGGCAUCCAAGGAAAGAGCAGAAUGGAAUAUCUUAGUCGUAACAUCUUAAUUGGAAAUACAUUACAACAGGUGAACUACACUGAAUGGAAGUUCUCAGGACUGAAGAGCUCCAUAGAUGAUGGUUUAAAAUAUCAGCAAAAGGAAAAGGAAAGGACGUCAUCCCAUUCAGUAGUGAUGCAGAAUGAAGCCCUAAAUCCUGUGAAUGAUAAAGAAUCCUGUGAACAAGCUUCUGAAGCCAGUGAAGCACAAACUACAGAUAGUGAUGACAUAGUGACACCAGUAUCUCUGAAAUGUCCUAAGGCAGACUCGGAGAAGAUGUGCGUUGAAGUUAUCUCGCUGGCCUUCAACCCAGAGGCUGAAGUGAUGGGUGAUGAGACUGUGAGGCAGGUGUACGUAGAGUACAAGUUCUGCGAUGUGCCCUUGUCAGAGACAGAGACUCCGGUGUCCCUGAGGAAACCGAGGGCAGGAGAAGAGAUCCACUUCCACUUCAGCAAAGUGAUCCACCUGGACCCGCUGACGCACGCGGCCCGAAGGCAGUUCCUGCGCGACGCGCUGAGCGGACGGGGCCCCGAGCAAGGACGUUUAAAGUUCACGGUGGUAAGUGAUCCUCUGGACGACGAAAAGAAGGAAUGUCAAGAGGUGGGAUAUGCGUUUCUGGAGCUGCGCCAGGUCAUGGAAUCAGGAGAAGACCUCGUGGAGCAAGAGCUAGAGAUCGUGAGCCCCGCGGAGCGCGCCCCCAUCGGGAGGCUGAAGGUGGGCGUGCGCGCGGCUGCCGCCCUGCGGGCCGUGUGCGCCGAAACACAGCCGAGAGCUGAGGGAGCCGAGGGAGCCGUCCGGAAGCAGCGGCCCCGCCGCCAGGGUACUCUCCCGCAGCCCGAUGACCCCGCGACCUCGUGA